This is a messenger RNA of Branchiostoma belcheri (Belcher's lancelet), 1368 nucleotides long. Its product is annotated as monoacylglycerol lipase abhd6-B-like. Bases 307 to 744 code for a protein of 145 amino acids. The transcript has 4 exons. The record is from RefSeq and is a predicted model, not a curated record. Lineage: Eukaryota; Metazoa; Chordata; Leptocardii; Amphioxiformes; Branchiostomatidae.
AGUUGUAGCUCUGUAGAUUAGUACAUUGUAGUAUUGUAUAACUGUUAGUACCUCAUCUGUGUAAUCCUAGACCGUUGGUAACUCCCUGUGUAACUAUUAAAAUGCUAAGCCCCCUUAUAACCAUUAGACCACAUCUACCUGUAUUACAGUUCACAUACGGAUCAAUAAAUCCGGCUUCAGCAGAAGUAAUCGGACUGUUUGGAUCUCUCUCUAUACUAAGAUAUAUAGAGUAAGACGCUAAGAUACCAAACUACCACUAGACCUGAAAUAUUACAGUUGCAUCCCACAGGUAUAAAGUCCCCGGUGAUGAGUCCCAUGUUUGACAAGGUUGCGCAGGGGAAGAAACAUUUGCUGGUCCCUGAAACUGUGGAGCAGGCAGAGGAGAUGUUUCAUCUUUGUCUUCAUAACAAGUCACUCAUACCAUCUAAACAGUUAGUGAAAGGAUUUCUAGACUACUACAAUACACCUCGUAUGAGCUUCUUGAAGAAAAUGUUUGAUGCUCUACUUGAAGACCAAGAUGCCCUUACCCCUCUCCUUGGGAAGAUUUCUGCACCAACACAAGUGAUGUGGGGCAGACAUGAGGAGGUACUGCACAUAACCUGUGUGGAUGUGAUAAAGAGAGAGAUGACAGCACCCCUACAUGUGGACAUCAUAGAGGACAGUGGACACUCCAUUCCUGUUGAAACUCCCAAAAAGGCUGCCACUCUGAUCAUGAACUUCAGAGAUAAAUUUAUUUAUAGAUAGAACAAAAUUUAACAUUUUCUGUCAGCUUGAUUUCUUUUAUGGGUAUAAAAUUCUACCCCAAUAAGAUGUAUGAGAGAUUUGAUGGUUCAUUUUCAUGCCAUUAGAAAAUACUCGAUAUUAUAGAACUUUCAUCAAUCAUGAUUUGGGAAAAUUGUCUUUCAUUUAGCCAGUAUUUGGUAUCAAAUGUCAGUAACACUCUUUUUUAUAGUUACCUGCAAUGGAUCAUAUCUAACUACUUGGUACAUAUUAAAGGUUGAAGUUAUUUCAAUCAUUUUCUUGUGUAAUAAAUAAAAGCUUAAGCUAUAUCAAAAGUUUAUAUUACCCAAAUGCACAAAUUGCAGUGGGAUUUGCCUAAUCAAAAUCUUGCAUCAGAGGACCCCCAUGUAAUAUUACAUUGGGGAAAUUUGCUCCUCGGUUCAAACCAUUCCAGUAAUUAUUCCACGUCUGUCAGGUUUGAUAGAUGACAGUUUGGAGGGAAAUCCCAGCACAAUGUGCCUGGAUAUUGUAUGACGCACCACGGCUCGAAAUUCAUUUUUGGGAAUAGGUGCACUGGUGCACCCAACCAAAAAAAUUAGGUGCACAAAAAUUUUUGGGGUGCACCAUGUAAAACAAAACCUAACUACA